AUGGGUGACUGGAGUUUCCUGGGGAAAAUCUUGGAGGAGGUGAAUGAGCACUCUACAGUCAUCGGCAGAGUCUGGCUCACUGUGCUUUUCAUCUUCCGGAUCCUCAUCCUUGGCACUGCCGCAGAGUUCGUGUGGGGGGAUGAGCAGUCCGACUUCGUGUGCAACACCCAGCAGCCGGGCUGCGAGAACGUCUGCUACGAUGAGGCCUUCCCCAUCUCGCACAUCCGCCUGUGGGUGCUGCAGAUCAUCUUCGUCUCCACGCCGUCCCUGGUGUACGUGGGUCACGCGGUGCACUACGUCCGCAUGGAGGAGAAGCGGAAGGAGCGCGAAGCAGAGGAGCUGGGCCAGCAGCUCGCCGAUAACGGCGAGAUGGCGCCGCCCCCCGCAGACCAGGGCAGCAUCAAGAAGAGCGGCAACAGCAGCAAAGGCACCAAGAAGUUCCGGCUGGAGGGGACCCUGCUGGGGACCUACAUCUGCCACAUCAUCUUCAAGACCCUCUUUGAGGUGGGCUUCGUAGUGGGCCACUACUUCCUGUACGGUUUCCGGAUCCUGCCCCUCUAUCGCUGCAGCCGGUGGCCGUGCCCCAACGUGGUGGACUGCUUCGUGUCACGGCCCACGGAGAAAACCAUCUUCAUUCUGUUUAUGUUGUGUGUGGCCUCUGUGUCCCUCUUCCUCAAUAUUCUGGAGAUAAGUCACCUGGCCUUGAAGAAAAUCCGAUCUGCUUUCAAGAGUCCCGCAGAGGAGCCACUGGAGGAGGUUCCUGAGAAAUCUCUCCACUCCAUUGCUGUCUCCUCCAUCCAGAAAGCCAAGGGCUACCAGCUCCUCGAAGAAGAGAAAAUCGUGUCCCACUAUUUCCCUUUGGCUGAGGUUGGGAUGGUGGAGACCAGCCCACUUUCUGCCACGCCUUUCAGUCAGUUUGAGGAGAAGAUGGGCACAGGGCCCCUAGGGGACUUGUCCCGGGCUUACCAAGAGACACUGCCUUCCUAUGCUCAGGUGGGAGCACAGGAGGGAGAGGGGGAGGAGCAGCCUGUGGAGGAGGGAGCAGAACCAGAGGUGGGAGAGAAGAGGCAGGAAGCAGAGAGAGUGAGCACAGAGGGGCAGGAGACCGAAGCAGUGCUGGAGGGGGAGAAAGUGAAGCCCCCUGAAGUGGGGAAGGAGGCUGAGAAAGAAGAGCUGCAGGCUGAGAAAGUAUCAGAGCAGGGGCUGCCGGCUGAGAAGGUGCCUUCACUGUGUCCAGAGCUGAGCGGGGAUGACAGCAGACCCCUGAGCAGGCUGAGCAAAGCCAGCAGCCGGGCCAGGUCAGAUGAUCUAACCGUAUGAAGUGGUGCCAAAGAAAGAAAGAAAACACCCGCGCUAACGUAGCGCAAGAUGAAACAUAAAGGUGCCAACAUGAUUUGAGUCUUCUGUCCCUCCCUCCCCCCUGCCGACACCCACCCCUGGUUGGACAGGCGCUGCAGUGGAACAGUGCAUGCUGGACAACUAGGAAACUGCCUUUCCCAUAUAUAAGGGCUACCAAGAUAAACCCAUUGUCUCAUCAAAGUUCCCAGUCUCAUAUGACUGACUGCCCUGCCCCUCUACCGCAACGGCUACGAGGAACUGCUUUCAUCCCCAUUUCUCCACAGAAAUCCUUCCAGUCAGAAUUGUGGCUGCCUCAUGGCUUUUUACCAGUCUUGUCUCAAGCUCACUAACUCAGCCAGACUUUAUCACACAGCACUUGUCUAGCAGACACCAUGUGACCCUAUAUCAGGGGUCCCAAACUCAGAUGGCUACAGGAUGUAGG
Molecule: messenger RNA, 1780 nt
Organism: Diceros bicornis minor
Lineage: Eukaryota; Metazoa; Chordata; Mammalia; Perissodactyla; Rhinocerotidae
Gene: GJA8
Product: gap junction protein alpha 8
Exons: 1
Coding region: 1-1320 (439 amino acids)
Biological process (GO): cell communication
Cellular component (GO): connexin complex
Source: RefSeq, a predicted model, not a curated record